This is a messenger RNA of Zootermopsis nevadensis, 3049 nucleotides long. RefSeq lists its product as uncharacterized. The record is from RefSeq and is a predicted model, not a curated record. Gene Ontology annotation, biological process: regulation of DNA-templated transcription. NCBI's taxonomy places the organism in Eukaryota, Metazoa, Arthropoda, Insecta, Blattodea, Termopsidae. Gene Ontology annotation, cellular component: nucleus. Gene Ontology annotation, molecular function: ATP binding; DNA-binding transcription factor activity, RNA polymerase II-specific; RNA polymerase II cis-regulatory region sequence-specific DNA binding.
UCACCGCCGCACAGAGCCACCCCCCUGCUGCGUGUGGAAGGGUGGCGUGACACGAAUUUUAUUCUUUGAUCUACAAAUCUGACAAACAUUAGUGGAGUCAAACCUCCAACACGUUCCGCGAAACUAGGAGACUCAGAGAGGCACAAAGUGGCUGACUCUCUUGUAUUGCGCUGACCAACGAAUUCGCUUGUCGCGUGAAAACACUUUGAAAAAAAGAAAAAGAAAAAACUGAAUUCAACAGAGGCAAGGGUUGUUAUUCAGAGGGUGGGGUAGGAAAGUUGUGACGUCAAUUUUACCCACUAUCGUGGCGGCAGCAGUGGUUGUGGGGUUGUGGGAACUGUGUGUGGAAGGCUUCUGGGGUGGGAGGCAGCCUUAAGAACACCCAAAAGGGGCGCAGAGGAACCACUGGAUGGCCAGACAGGCGCAGAGUGCAGGAGGAGAACGGGGGUGUUGUAACUACCCCCGCCAACCUUCCAACUUCCUCUUCUAACCUCCCCCCCUCUCUCAUUCGCUCUCUCUCUCUUCCCACGUCUAAUUGGCGAAUGUGGUGUGAUGGAUGCCCGCGAAAAGUCAUUCCUUCGAAACCACUGGCAACCAUAGAGCGGUGUCAGGAGGAAAAACGCAGACCAACUCCGGGCCGCAAAAAGGAGGCGGGCGCCAGGAAGAGCGCCCCCAUGCGGCGGGAUUGAGUGCUCUCUUGUGGACAGCAUUGGAACGUCCUGUCACCGAACAGGGACCUCGUAAUUAGGGAACUAAUUUUAAAGACAAGACUAAGUACUCUAGGAAUGAUAAAAUGGCAGUGUUCUAUUGUGAAUUAAUCGCAGAAAAUAAUAAAAUAAAAAAAUAGUAACUAGGCCUGUUAUUUUUAAGUGAUAUCACAGACUGAAGAAAAAAACUGGUCCAAAUACUUUUUUUUGUGUGUGUUUAUUCCAUGCGAAAGGAAACAAACAUUUGUGGAGGCAGAAAUAAGAAAAUCGAAUUUCUUUUUAUUUCCAUGUGUGUGAACUUUGUUGUGACUUCAGUGACUACGAACUUCUUAAUUUUAUUGGGGACGUUGGUAAGUGACAAACAGAAGAAGUCUAUAAAGCGCGCGCGUGUGUUAACUUGUGUUAAGAAGAAAGAGUAGAGAAGGUGUGAAUGUGUCUUGCCGCAGACCUUGUGAGAAAACAGAAGAAAUUGGAUUGUGGGAGUUAACAAUUGGGGGGCGAAGACACAUGGAGCAAAUAUAAAGGGCGAAAAGAAAAUUGGACGCAGAGAAAAGAACGGAAUCAAAUCAGAACACGGGGCGGCAAACAUGUGUAAUUUGGAACUUUGUUUCUUGUUGGCGUUUGGUGUUCCCGUGCACGUGUUGGAAGGAGCGAAAAUGGUGACGGAUCGUAGAAGUGAAGAAGUGUUAUAACUGAACUGGGGUCACCUUGUUAGGUCAAGUGAUGCACCUGGCUUCUGAGGUCGGCACACCGGUAUCGGGGGCGGCAGGAAGUGACGUCGGUGGAGGCGGUUACAGUGCAAUAACUGCAGAGGUACUCGCAGAGAGGACGUUGGACGGCCUCCUGUCGGAGCAUCCUGGCGAACUAGUGCGGACCGGAAGUCCACACCUCGUCUGCACUGUUCUUCCGCCGCACUGGCGGUCCAACAAGACCUUGCCCGCCGCCUUCAAAGUUGUGGCUCUCGGGGACGUGCUGGAUGGCACCCUGGUCACUGUUCGGGCGGGGAACGACGAAAACUACUGCGCGGAACUUCGCAACUGCACGGCGGUCAUGAAGAACCAGGUGGCCAAGUUUAAUGACCUCAGGUUCGUCGGCAGGAGUGGCAGAGGGAAGAGCUUCACCCUCACGAUCAUCGUCAGUUCCUCGCCCCCGCAGAUGGCGACGUACAGCAAGGCGAUCAAAGUGACGGUGGACGGACCGCGGGAACCCCGCUCCAAGACACUUCUAAUUGUUGCAGGCCAUCAACCCUUUCAUCCUUUCCACUUUGGACCACGCCCCUUUCACUUGGGCAACCCUCUCGACCCAGGACACAGAGUGCCAGAUCCACUGGUCGGGACUCUUCCCUUCAAACUGACAGCGAUCCCUCACCACCUUAGCAUCGCAGCGACGGAUCACUCGUGGGGACCGUUCGGGCGAGUGACGGGCGGCUACGCCCACCACUACCUGCCGCCCCACUGCGGGGCACCGCCAGGGCUGCACGCUCCGCACUUCCCGCCACACGUACUGGCACUCACCAGCCCUGAGCAGCCCCUUACAUCGCCCACUAGACUGUCUUCAGUUUCGGAGCCCCAGGGCCGCUCAUCCAGCGACACGACCCUAGGGCCCAUCAGUAUCAGCGUAGCGAGCCACAGCAGUAGCAGCACGGUCAGCAGCCAGCCGACGGUAGGGACAGCGAGGAGUCCCAAAUCAAGGCGCCGGGGACAGCACGGACUGCUCACAACCGCCCCGCGCCUUUCACCCACAGCCGAAGAUACCGCCACGCCAACUCCAACAGUCCAGGAUGCUCCAUCGUCGUCCUCAUCAGCAUCUCCUCUCGAACCCGCACCGCCUUCACCCCCUACGAUACGAUUCCCACCCACGGCGCACCCACAUCCUCACUUCCAUCCCCUGUUACACCACCACCACCAUCACCCUGGAGGCGGGCAACAUUCGGCGUACUUCAGCAGUGCAGCUGCAGCCGCGGCGGCUGCUAGUCUAUUUCUUAACACCCCUUUGCUACCACCGACGUCACAGUGGUUAUACUCCCAAUUAUAUGGUGGUGGGGCCAACCCCCUGCACACACACCUACACCCCCAUCUUCAUCACCUAACCACAGCGCACAGACAGCCGCUGGCAUUGCCGUUAAGACGAACAACUGUCCCUGAAGUGGAGGAUAACACACCAGAAGCCCUUGUGACAGACAGCGCCACUGCAGAAGAGGCUCGCAGUAGCUCUGCUUCUCCACCUGCAACGCCGACGAAGAAAGUAAAAUCAUCGGUGAAGCCAUCCACGACAACCGCGGAAACUACUACAAGACAUUCAGACGUUUGGCGGCCAUAUUAGUAACUAAGGGCGCACGAUUU